Molecule: messenger RNA, 1491 nt
Organism: Centropristis striata (black sea bass)
Lineage: Eukaryota; Metazoa; Chordata; Actinopteri; Perciformes; Serranidae
Product: mast cell protease 2-like
Exons: 6
Coding region: 1-894 (297 amino acids)
Biological process (GO): proteolysis
Molecular function (GO): serine-type endopeptidase activity
Source: RefSeq, a predicted model, not a curated record
AUGCCACGCCGCAGGUAUGUGGUGCCGACCGGCCAAACCCCAUGUCGGGCAUUCUCCGCAUGCCUGCAGUCGUGCCAGACACCGGGGGACGAGGUGAAGAGGUGGACGGACGGAGGGAUGAUUAAUGAACCUACUAAAUAUAUCAUUAGGUUAUCAUUAUUAUUGAUGCAUUCAUCACUUGGAGAUGAAAUCAUAAAUGGGACCAAGACCAAGGAGAAGUCCAUGCUGUAUAUGGCCUCUGUGCAGAAUGAUGGAAGACAUAAAUGUGGAGGAUUCCUCAUUAAUGAAAACUUUGUGCUGACUGCUGCACACUGUGACUUUCCGAAGCUUAGUGUCGUUCUUGGCACUCACGACCUCCAGAAGGUUGACGAUAGGACAAUGAGAUACAGCGUAGAGCGAUGCAAGCAUCCAUCUUUUGUCGAUGUCGCUAAAGGGGAUGACAUCAUGCUCCUCAAACUGACUAAGAAAGCUCGACUGAACAAGCGUUUACAACCAGUUCAACUUAUAAAGCCUGGGAAAAAAGUAAACAAAAAAGAGAAGUGUCGUGUGGCUGGAUGGGGCUGGACAAGGACUGGUGGUAAAGUUGUCAAUGUGCUGCAAGACGUGGACGUGUCUAUCGUUAACCUGACAGUCUGCAAGGCAGAAUGGAGUAGCAUCUCAGUUAAUCUUCCUGCCAAUGUUACCUGUGCAGGUGGAUAUGGCACAAAUAAAGGAUUCUGUCAGGGGGAUUCUGGUGGUCCUCUGGUGUGCAGCGGGAAGGCUGUUGGUGUCGUGUCUUUCAACAUGAAGAGAAACUGUGACUACCCCAAUCUACCUAACGUCUAUACAGAUAUAUCUAAAUACCUUCCCUGGAUCAAAAAGGUUCUGAAGAAAAAAAAAUGUUUAAAACCAUAGAGCAAGCCUUUACUCCACUUCCACAUUCACUCUGGCACAGUGGAGCCUCAUGCAAAAAGCCCUGCCGUCUCUCCUACAGAGAGCAAAACACAGACUUUACAGUUGUUUAGCUGUUGUUGUUGUUGUUGUUGUUGUUGUUAUUCUGUGUCUCAUUGUAGUGUUGACACAUCACAUCUCUGUAGCUGCUGUUAGCUGUUACAGCUAACCUAUUUUGUUCAUUGCUUUUCUGAUAUUAUCCUGAAUUAUGACUGUUUUUAAAAAAAAAAUGUUUUGGAGGCUUUGGAGCAAUCUGGAACCAUAAUUUCCUUUCGGGAUUAAUAAAGUUCUAUUUUAUCUUAUCUUAUCUUAUAAUUGUAUGUGUCUUUAGGUUCAUUUUGAGUCUCUUCCAGGCCUGGGAGACCUGUUCAGCAAUGCAUUCAUGAUCGUUUGUAUUUAAUUGUUUUUUUUUCUAUUUAAUUAUGUUACAAAACAAUUAGCGGUUUAUUCCGUUUGCAGCUCUUCAUUUCUUUUAAAUGUCAAACUUUGGAAAGCAUUUUGUGCUUAUUCUUGUGGAAGGUAUUGUGUUUAAGUUGCUCUGUCAGAGUUUGCUCGAAUUAA